AACGCCGCCGCCGCUAUGGCCACGCCGCUGUCCACCCGCGCGGGCGGCGGGCCCGCCACGCCGCUGUCGCCCACGCGCCUGUCGCGGCUGCAGGAGAAGGAGGAGCUGCGGGAGCUCAAUGACCGCCUGGCGCACUACAUCGACCGCGUCCGCGCGCUCGAGCUGGAGAACGACCGGCUGCUGCUCAAGAUCUCGGAGAAGGAGGAGGUGACCACGCGCGAGGUGAGCGGCAUCAAAGCGCUGUACGAGUCGGAGCUGGCGGACGCCCGCCGGGUCUUGGAUGAGACAGCCCGGGAGCGCGCCCGGCUGCAGAUUGAGAUCGGGAAGCUGAGAGCUGAGCUGGAGGAGGCCAACAAGAGCGCCAAGAAGCGGGAGGGUGAGCUCAUGGUGGCCCAGGGUCGGGUCAAGGACCUGGAGGCCCUGUUCCACCGCAGCGAGGCGGAGCUGGCCGCCGCCCUCAGUGACAAGCGCAGCCUUGAGAGCGAUGUGGCCGAGCUGCGGGCCCAGUUAGCCAAGGCAGAGGAUGGCCAUGCUGUGGCCAAAAAGCAGCUGGAGAAGGAGACGCUAAUGCGCGUGGACCUGGAGAACCGCUGCCAGAGCCUGCAGGAGGAGCUGGACUUCCGCAAGAACGUGUUUGAGGAGGAGGUGCGAGAGACGCGACGGCGGCAUGAGCGCCAGCUGGUGGAGGUGGACAGCAGCCGGCAGCAGGAUUAUGACUUCAAGAUGGCUCAGGCACUGGAGGAGCUGCGCAGCCAGCAUGAUGAGCAAGUGCGGCUCUACCGGCUGGAGCUGGAGCAGACCUACCAGGCCAAGCUGGAGAACGCCAAGCUGAGCUCUGACCAGAAUGAUAAGGCAGCCAGUGCGGCCCGCGAGGAGCUGAAGGAGGCCCGCGUGCGGGUUGAGUCCCUCAGCUACCAGCUCUCCAGCCUCCAGAAGCAGGCCAGUGCAGCUGAGGACCGGAUCCGGGAGCUGGAGGAGACGAUAGCCGGGGAGAGGGACAGGUUCCGGAAGAUGCUGGAUGCCAAGGAGCGGGAGAUGACGGAGAUGCGGGACAUGAUGCAGCAGCAGCUGGCCGAGUACCAGGAGCUGCUGGAUGUGAAGCUGGCCCUGGACGUGGAGAUCAGUGCCUACCGCAAGCUGCUGGAGGGCGAGGAGGAGAGGCUGAAGCUGUCCCCCAGCCCGUCCUCGCGGGUGACCAUCUCCCGGGCCACCUCCAGCAGCAGCAGCAGCAGCAUGUCCACCGCGGGGCGCCCGGGCCGCAGCAAGCGGAAGCGGCUGGAGGUGGAGGAGGCGCUGGGCUCGGGCUCGAGCGGCAUCGGCACUGGUGGCAGCUCCAGCAGCGCCAGCAGCUUCCAACUGGCGCAGCAGGCGUCGGCCACCGGCAGCAUCAGCAUCGAGGACAUCAACCUGGAGGGCAAGUUCGUGCAGCUGAAGAACAACUCAAACAAGGACCAGUCUCUGGGUAACUGGAGGAUCAAGAGGCAGGUGGUAGAAGGGGAUGAAAUCGCCUACAAGUUCACUCCCAAGUACGUUCUUCGGGCUGGACAGACGGUCACGGUGUGGGCCGCAGGGGCGGGGGUGGCACACAGUCCUCCUGCCACGCUCGUGUGGAAGAGCCAGAACAGCUGGGGCACAGGCACGAGCUUCCGGACCAUCCUGGUCAAUGCUGACGGAGAGGAGGUGGCGAUAAGAACCGUGACGCAGUCCUCGGUGCGGGAGACCGAGAAUGGGGAGGAGGAGGAAGAGGAGGCCGAGUUCGGCGAGGAGGAUCUUUUCCACCAACAGGGGGAUCCGAGGACCACCUCUAGGGGCUGCCGCGUGAUGUGAACGGAACACUCCCUGUCUACGCGUCUUUCUCUUUACCCAGAGCCACUGAAAAUUAUUUUUAUAUCAUUGGCUUUCUUUAGUCCUUGAUACAUUUCUAGAGAAUUUUUAAGCAACUGCCAGGACAUGGGAGGGGUCUCUGGAUCUUUGUCGUCUUUGGUUCCUCAGACCCUCCCUCCAUCACCGCUGUCCGGGGGGCACUGUUCGCCCCAUUUUACCACCUGGUUGAAUUCGAGGCCCAGGGCCAGGAACCUACAGGCUAAAAGGGAGAUAGGUGGGUCAGGCUGGGGACCCUGCUGGGGGCUAGGAGGGGGCAGGGACAGGCCCCUUGGGCCUUGAGGUAGACAGAGUCUGAAACUGUUAAGGGAUUCAAUAUUCUCAUUUCUGCUUUUAAGCUUUUGAAAACCAAAUUCAGGACCCAGGUUAUGGCCUGGGAAGGGGGCGCAGGGGUUAUAAACAAGCCUGCCGAGUUCCGUUGCUCUGUGUCAGCGUCUCUGGGUCAGGUGUUGAAGCAGCUGGGACGCAGUGGGGCAAGUGUUUGCCGCCUGGCCUGGCCUCCCAGGGCUCCUUGUCGCCACCGCUUUGUCGGCUGGGGUGGCAGAUGGGGUUUCUCUGCCUGACCAUCGGGCCAUUCUCCAGGCUGGGGGUCGCCUGAGAUUCCACCCUUGGCUGCCUGACCGUCACACUUCAGGGCCUUGGUUCAGGAGCUUUCUGUGGUCCCUAACGCUGCAGCUCCCACAGGGCAGGAGGGGAGGACACCGGGAUGAGGGACAGACCACUCUUAGACUUGACGCCGAGGUCAUCAGAGAGGGUACUGUCUGAGGGAGCAGAUGGGACAGGCCACCUCAGUGACCUCAGACACACAUACCCCACGUUUCAGAACACAUGUCCUCACAGAACACAGCCAGCUGUGACACCGCCUGCGGGACGCUGGCUUAGGGUGACCUCGCUUCCUUCCCCGCUGCCCAGCUCCCCUGGUCCAUGUAGCGUGGGCUGAGCAGCACCACCUCUCCCCUAGCCUGGACGUACACACAUACACACACACACACACACACACACACGCCCAUCCCGUAGUUUCCAUCUGUAGCUUCCUCGCUGAAGUGGUGUUUCUCAGAUGUGCAAAUGCCAGUUGGCCCCUAAAUCGAUGGCUCCGGAGCUCCCAGCCCCUGCCCCCCUAGCUGCUAGGCCCCCCACUGACCUCGCCUGCAUCUGCAUUUCCGUUGACGCCCCUCCUACUCAGAUACACAGAAGUUAUUUUUUUAAUGGAUAUUUAUUUUUUUACAUUGGUCAGUACGCAGAUCGCUGGGAUCCCACAUCAGGGUCCAAGGGCAGGCUCCAAGCCCCCAAACGGCAGACUCCCUUCAGAAAGCGCAGCUCAAGUCUUAACGAUGCCGCACUGAGCCAUGGGUGUGUGCUGUCCCCUGGGCGGAGGGGUGUCCCUGGCCCCCCCCAGGGGUGAUAGGGAGUGCUUGCAAAAUAGCUCUGCUUGCCCUGGGCGCCCCCCAUCUUCCUUUGCUUCUGCUCUGCGCCCCCUCCGUGUCUGCCUUCCUCGGGGAUUGCUGGUGGUGAGGAGGAAGCCAAGGCUGAGUCCCAGGCCAGGAACAGCCGGUGCUGCUCCUGCAUCUGGCAUUUGCUGGCCACCUCCUGCUUCUAGUAGUGGGCUCACCAUGGUGACCCUAAGUUCCCUGGGCACAGUGCUCUUGGUACAAGGAGGUGUGUGUCACCCAAACACUUCCUGGGGCAAGGCCCAGACCUCGUGACACAUCUGUGCUCCAUGUUGGUUUACCAGGGCCUCCUGAAGCUGCGUGGCUCCCCUCCCCACUGGUAGGGCAGAAACCAUGUGGGCCUGAUAUGCUGGCUUUGAUGUUUCAGGAGGUUCUGGAGGGGAAAGCCUGCCUGGGCUCAACCCCUCCUUCCGUGUUCCUGGAGCCUAAGCUGGUUGGUGGAAUUUGGGCCUGAGAUUCCCUAGGCUCAAAGGAAGAGUGGGCUCCCCACAAGUCCAGAUGGGCUGGGCAGCGCUCUUGCCCGGAAGCUCAUCCACAGGCCUGCAUGUGCCCUGCAGCGUCUUGCUUCCUACCCCAAACAGAGCCUCGUUCACUGGCUGGGAUAGUCCAGGCACCUGCCGAGGGUGCCCCUGGCUGGUGGGGAUAGGUGGGCUGGGUGGCCAGUGGUGACUGGUGUUAACUGAUGGUGGUCGUUAGUAAGCAAGUAUUUGGAAACACAGCUGAAUCCAAUUUGUAAUGCGUGACUGUGGCCUGGGAAGCAGAAUUUGUACUUGUCCUCAGACAGGCUUAACUUUAUGCCACUUGCGCAAACAUGAUUCUUUUGGAUAAGCCCAUAUCACAUGACCCCGAGUACAGUCCCUUUCUUGAAAUGUGGAGAUCUAGAGAGAAACCACUUCGGCCAGCUUUCGAUGAGGGAAGUGGGGGGCCUCCUGGGCUUGCAGGGCUGGGGUUAGGGAGGGCAGGGUGCUGGGGAUAACACUCUCGGCUCCAAGGAGGGUCUGACCUAGGACUUGAUCAUGCAGCCAUCUCAGAAUAGGUUUGUAUUGGGUUUGUUUUUAUGUACACCUCAAACCGCAGAGGUUCUGUUAAUAUUAAAAAUAACGGAGUGGGACGGCAGCCCUCAUGGAGGUUGCUACUUAAGAGCCAAGUCCCUGCAUCGCUGGAGAGUCGGCACACCUUGCAAAGAAAUGGGGCUGCAGGAACAAGGGACUGGAUCUCCGAGGCUGUCGGUGGUUUUUAAGAAGAUGCAUGCCAAAUGUGUGGUCCUGUUCUGUUUUCCCUCCCGAUGAUUUGUAAUACGCGUUUUAUGACUGGAAACACUUUUGUACAACACUCUAAUAAACAUUUUGAUUUUAA
Molecule: messenger RNA, 4685 nt
Organism: Loxodonta africana (African savanna elephant)
Lineage: Eukaryota; Metazoa; Chordata; Mammalia; Proboscidea; Elephantidae
Gene: LMNB2
Product: lamin B2
Exons: 12
Coding region: 16-1827 (603 amino acids)
Biological process (GO): nuclear pore localization; protein localization to nuclear envelope; nuclear migration
Cellular component (GO): nuclear lamina; nuclear envelope
Molecular function (GO): structural constituent of cytoskeleton
Source: RefSeq, a predicted model, not a curated record